AUGUCUGACUCAAAGCCAUGGAAGCCCUUGACCGAGGAGAAUUUGGUGCAGAUAUCGCGAUCGACCAGAUCUUGCGUGCCAUCUCGUGCAACAAUCACACCAAAUGAUCCUCUCGAGGGUCAAGUACGGCAAUUUACUUCUCUCGUCCACGAUGUUCUUUACACCAGCGGUCUCGCAACACUCAAUGGCUCACAUCGAGUCGCGGCGUGGAACGCCCUGUGCUCGGUGAUCGACCAGGCAAUCAAGUCCGACCUCCCGGAACUUGACGAUGCCCUAUGGACCUUGGAUAUCUGGACUCGGAUCCUGGACAUUUACCUUGGGCAUGCGCAGACUGCCAGGCCCAAGUCAUCUCGGCAGCUGAUGGCCACUUUGACCAAGGCCUUGCAGAAGUCAACGAGCAGAGAUUUGAUAUCGGUCAAGCGCACGAUCACGGAGAGACUUGUGCAGUGUUUGCUCGACUUUCAGGAUCCCUUCAGGGCAAGGGUCAGCGCGCAGCUUUUGGGCCACCUUCUCUUCAAGGAUGUCGCGACGGUCGAAGAUGUAUUGGCUGCUUUCCAAAGAUCGUCUGCGGAUGACUCCGACUCUGGAUUCGAGACGAAAUCCACACGAAUGCUGGUGAUCCUGUUCCAAUGGCUGGGCAAAGGCGACUUCAGCUCUACAAUAUCCCAAUUCGUCUCGAUCCUCCUUGACCAGAUAGAUGCGUCCACCGGCUCGGCCAAAUCCUCCGACGAGCCUCUGUGGGCAGGUCCACUCGCAAGGGCUUUUGGAAGAGGCGCUGUCAAUUUGGAUGAUAUGAGAGUGCAUCUCCUGCCCGCUCUGUUCAAGCGGAGCUUUGCCGACUUCCAGCUUUUCUUGCGAAUGCAGGGGCUCGAAAGUAUUGGAACACCAGAUAGAGCUGGAGAUAAUGGAGCGUCGCAAGAACUGCUCUUUGCAGCAUUGCAGACUGGCAAGGAGAUGGGCUUACUGCAUGAGACAGAGGCUUUGCACAUUUCUUAUGACUCGAAUGUGCUGCUCCUCCCGGUCAGGACGAUUGGCCUGCUUGUUCGAAGAAGCUCUCGCGCAGCACGCUUGACAGGCCUGUCAUUGCUCACCACCUCCCACUCGGCCACACGGCCAAUACCGCUGACGGCACUGAACAUCAUCCGACAGAAUCUCGAUAUCCUUUUCGCUGAUGUGGAUGCCGACUUUCGAAGUGGCGUCUUCAGUGCGCUACAGAGGCUCAUCGAUCGCAUCAGAGCUAUUACAGCAGUGCUUGAGCGACAAGGGAAUCAGUCAAUACCAGACGCAAACUCCAGUGGGGCCAAGCAUACUCUUCAGUACCAUAAAACCUUCCUCAAACAGCUGCUCGACUUUCUGUCCUGGGAGCUUCGACCAACGGCGAGCUACCAACGGCAUAUAUCCUCGCUGAAGUGCAUAUCUUUCUUGGCAAGAUCGGGUCUUGAUGGAUACGUUCCAAAGGACUGCCUUUCAAAGACUGCGCUCGGGGAGACCAAGUGGCCAUUCCGCAUACGCGUCGUGACAGAAGAUGUUCAACGGCUGUUGCUUGACCUCCUUAUGGAUCCCUUUGACGAUGUCCGACAGACUUCGGCAAGCAUACUCGGCUACUACUCAUCAACGACGACCAGCAGCGGAUUGCUCAACAAAGAUUGCGUAGCUACGACUCUGGACAAAGCAGAAGCAAUCAUGCUUGCGACGAGUCGAGCCGAUCACGCCGACGGAGUAGCCCACCUGUAUGCAAUCUGCUAUCAGCGCUGUAGAGGCGACACUGUCAGCGAAAAUCUAGUCUGGGAGUCACCUCGAUCAUUCCUCGAUGCUCUUGUUUCGAAGCUCGAUCUGAUGGCUUUGUUGGCGGAAACAAGCUUAGCCAAGGCUGUGCAGAAAUAUCCAAUGCACGGUCUACUGACCAGCUUGCGAUACAUCGUGCUUCAAGAUCCGAACGUCGUCGAUGCCGAACUAAGCACCCGACUCUUCGAGCUUGUAGUCCAAGUCUGGAACAUCGUAAAGCCAAUCCUCUGUGAUGACGCUCCAGAAGGCUUUGUACCUGAUGCGCUUGAGAUGUCACCGGAGUCUACGAAAGAGACCUUGAGCUAUUGCUGGAGAGCUUUGAAAGAAGCCAGUCUACUCUUAAGCACCCUUGUGUCAUCGCCAGGCGCCUCGGCCGAUCCGGCGUUGUUGGAACGGAUGAGCAACCUCUGUUACACACAACUCGCAGAACUCCGGCAUCGAGGAGCGUUCUCUACUGUAGCACAGACAUGGACAUCAUGCUGUACGCAGUGCCACGAUCUGAAAGAGAGUGCGAGUGGUGUGUGUAUGCUCAAUGUGUGGUACGCCAAAGUCCUCGACAUGCUCAAGAACAACGUCACCAUCAACACCAGGCGAUCAGCCGGUCUACCAUCUCUACUUUGCGGCAUUCUCAUACCAGACAAGUCCGGACAUCUUCUAGCUCAGGCAUUCACCGACAUGGAAGCCAUCGCUCGGCAGGACGUCAACUCCAAAUCCGCUGAAGAAGGCUCUCUCGCACAAGUCCAUGCUAUGAAUUGCCUCAAGGAUAUCCUCAAGACAACAAGAUUGGGUGAGAGGACACAGCAAUACAUCCCCACGGCACUUCAACUUGCUGCCGAUUCUUUGCGGUCGGAGGUAUGGGCUGUGCGCAACUGUGGCCUGAUGCUCUUUCGCGCCGUCAUUGACAGACUGCUCGGCACGAACGAGGCGCAUCUCGAAGACGAUGUUGUCGUCCACAAGCGAAUAUCUGCCGAACAGCACCCAGCGUUGCUAGAUGUGCUCCUUGGCCUCCUGCCGAAGCAGGUCUCGACGUCAGAAGCUCUGUCCACUCGAUACGAGGGCGUCUUUCCUGCUUUACAACUACUACAGUACACCCAAAUACCGGAGUCACGCUUGACAGAGACGAGAGACGCUGUGGCUGAUCUGACUGCGAGUCCUUCCUGGCACGUUAGAGACAAAGCUGCGAGGACAUUGGCCGCGCUGAUGGAGUCCGAUCACAUCCAAGAGCAGCUUGGCAUCCUGUUGAGAAACGACAUCACAACAAGCCAUAAUCGUUCACAUGGGGCUCUCCUGACUGUCAAGUACAUGAUGACCAGACUCACCUCGGUUUCAACCCCACCGACCUCAGAGAACGUGAGGAAGGCUCGCCUGGAUCCGGAAGAUACCUGGCUUCACCUCCUUCAUGCUGUGACUGAAUUCCAGCUCGCCGCACCAUCUUACAUUGUCAAAGCUGCCUGCUUAGACGUCGUGUCGCUCAUGUUGCAGCUUAUCGCGGAGACUAUUCCGUCGCAAUAUCUAUCUGUCUUUCACGACUUCAACAUCGACUUUGACGUGGAAUCGCAUCAUACCAGCGACGCAGCGGUACUCCGACAAGCUUGGGCAAGAUAUGCUGCUCGUCGUAUACGGUACGGCCGCUUCGACGACCAAAAUGAGCCUCUGGGGAUGUACAACAAGGUGCUUCACCUCGCGAGAGGCGAUACUGAUGCUGGCUGUUGCUUUCUUGAAGCGGUCGAUUGGACCUUCGCCAGGGAAUGUAGCUCACGCUGCGAUGAUGACUGCGGUGUCACAAUCGGUUGGUUCUGUGCGGACGUGUUGAGAGACGUCACCUUGCGUGAUCCUCGGCUCAACUCGCUAGCAUACAAGGUUCUGCUAUCCUUGAAAACUGAGCAUGGUGAAUUGCUCCGCACGGAGACAGUCGGCCGUCUCAUCGAGCAGGAAGCCAAGUCGUGCUUCGCCGAUAGCACGACAAAUCAAACUAUUGUCGACCAAACCUUAAAUCUCAGAGCUUUGCAGCUUGAAGAGAUGGCCGGCACAGCAGAAGCGACCGAGGAAGCCACGUUCAAAUGGGCCAACCAAGUCACUGCAGCAAUUGCUGAGCGAGGCAUCCACACACGGGAAGCUGGUGCGACAGCGCUGAGCCGAAUCAUCAAGCUUUGGAAGCACAUGUCUCUUCCCGUGUGGACGGAUCUCACCCUGGCCGUCUACGACCUGUUGAACGACGAUGAUGAAGACGUUCGUCUACUCGCAGCUGAGGUCGUCCCUCGAAUUCUAAGCAGUAUUAUGCCCUCAGCGUCCCCGCCCGGCCAACAACUGGAACCUAUAGCCGCAAGUCAAUCACUCCUCGUCGUCCUACACAAACGCUACAGUCCUGGAACCGACGCAUCGCAUCUCACUUCCAUCGCUCUCUACCGCGGGUUCGACUUCCAACCCAUGAAAAACACCUCACUCUCCGUCGCGGAGCAAUUGACUUCGCUCUCAAAUCCAGAUACCGCUCUCUUCGCUCAAGAGAAGCAAAACCUCUUCCUCGACCACGCACGCGAAGUGAGAAUCUGGGCAAAAUUCCUCCACCGCUUACCACCACCGACUUGGACGGAGAGCGAGAUGAGCUCAUUCACGCAUUGGAUACACGACGGGUUGACGGCCCUCUCGGCCGCGGAGCUGGGAGAAGAUGGGCCACUCGGCUGGAGCACGAAGCAAGAGGAGAUGUUCACCCUUGGUUUGCGUGUCAUUCUGGGUGUGGAGGUGCUGUUUUACUGGGUCUCACAGGGGGUGAGGCUGCCUCUCCGCCCAUCGGAUUUGAGAAUGAAGGUGUUUGAGGUUGUGAAGAUUUGGGAGGUGAGGAAGAUGAAUUGUUUGUGGAGAGGGGAGAUGGAGAGGGUUCUUGCGGAGGCUGUGCUGGGGAAGACGAAGGCUGUGGAUGGGAUGGCGAGAUUUGUUGCUGGAGAGGAGGGGAGGAAGUUGAUCUGA
Molecule: messenger RNA, 4749 nt
Organism: Zymoseptoria tritici IPO323
Lineage: Eukaryota; Fungi; Ascomycota; Dothideomycetes; Mycosphaerellales; Mycosphaerellaceae
Exons: 2
Coding region: 1-4749 (1582 amino acids)
Biological process (GO): tRNA methylation
Cellular component (GO): cytosol
Source: RefSeq, a predicted model, not a curated record